Messenger RNA from Habropoda laboriosa, 3289 nucleotides. It is a transcript of the gene SWIP, whose product is annotated as WASH complex subunit 7. Gene Ontology annotation, cellular component: WASH complex; endosome. Gene Ontology annotation, biological process: endosome organization; endosomal transport. The transcript has a single exon. The record is from RefSeq and is a predicted model, not a curated record. NCBI's taxonomy places the organism in Eukaryota, Metazoa, Arthropoda, Insecta, Hymenoptera, Apidae. Bases 32 to 3289 code for a protein of 1085 amino acids.
UUUGAUUAAAACUACAAAAAUAAACAUUACAAUGAUAGAAUCAUCUGCAUGGAAUCCAAAAAGGGAUGAAACCAUAUAUAAGGCAGCAGGUUCAAUACAUUUACGGAAAUAUGGACAAUUUUUCGAAAAUUUAGCAGAAAAAACCUGGAAAAAUGAUUCUCUAUUGGAAUAUUUUAUGGAAGGUCCUCUUCGGCUUGUAUACAGACCUAACGAAGAUAUUAGCCUUAUAUAUUUAACUGAAAUGGAGAACAAAUUCUUAUCAAAAUUACUUGCUGCAGUUGCUGGCACCUGCAGAGAAAUUAGACUACUCGAAAUGGAAGCUAAAACCUUUUACAAAAAAUUAUUUACUCAUGGGGAAAAAAGUGCAGAGAAUAAUCAUAAUAAUAUUACAUCUCUUCUGGCAGAUCUACAAGAUUUGCUUGUUUUUGUAAAUAGAGUGUGGACAGUGGCACAUUUGACAACAGAACAAUUAUCUAGUCUAUCGGGUGAUCCUAAUGAAGUUUAUUUAGCUGUAUUAAUAGAGCAUUUUAUUGAUUUAUUUGUAAUUGUUUUAACACUGGAUGAAAUUGUUGAAUAUCAGCCAUCACUUUUGGAACAAUGGAAAAAAUAUAGAAUGAAUGUGCGUUCUAUUAUGCAUAAUCCAUCACAAUUUGGCAUAAGUGAAUCAAAGCUACAUACAUUUGAUAAGUUAUUGAAAGAUUUGCAAGAACAUUUAUUAAAGAAAGUUUUAUUUACAAAAACAAUUGAACAUGUAAUGGAUGUAAAUAAAGGACCUACAAUGAGCGAACAAAUUACGCAUUACUUAAAGAACUUAAGUUUGGACAUAGAAAAUAAACCAAAUGAUAAUGUAAUAUUGAACAAAAAUUGGAUUAGAGUGAAUAUUGGUAUUGUUAUAAUAACAAAAUUAUUUGGUGUCUGUGAUAGAAGAUUAAUUAAAAGAGUACUUGAAAGUAAUAGAAAGUUUUAUGCUAUAACUUUAAUUGGAAAUGUUAUGUGGAUUCCAAGUAAAUUUUUAAGUGAUUUUUUGCCAAAGGAAGCUGGCAAUACCAUUAAUCAACAAGUAGGAGAAAAGAUAUUGUGCUCAAGAAUACAGAAACUAUCGCAGACUGUAAACAAUUUAGUUCAUAGAGCAGUAACAUGGUGCAUUGAAAUGCAAAGUAUUUUGAUGAAGAAUAGCCUUCAAGUCUCAGAUAUUAGGCAAAAACAGUUUCUAUUAAUAGACUUUGUUGCUCUAUUAUCACAAAUUAAAGAAAUUAUAUCUUUUAUAAUGAAUAUGCAUGCAACUCUAAUUAAACCAAUGAAUUAUAACACUGUUCAGUUAAUCUGUAGAUUAAUAGAAGUACAAAAGUCUUUGCAGACUAUAUUUUAUAUAUUGGGACCAGUUAUAGUGCAAUCACAAAGUCAAGUAUUACAAUAUGUGAGUUAUUACAUUUUAGUUACAUUAGAAACUACACGGAAAAGUUUGAUUCAGAAGGAUAAAGGUUAUAGCAAAGAAAAAUUAGAUGCAUUGUCAUUAGUAGGUUUGAGUAUGAGAUUAUUAAGUGGACCAGCAAGUGCAGAUAGAAGAUUAAUAGUCAGAUGUGCUCUAGCAUGUGCUAGUCAAUUGUCAGAUGCUUUUAAAGAAGAGGAUAUAGUGAAAUUAAGGUUUUCAUUAGAUCAUUAUGAUACUGUUGCUGAGUUGCAUAAUAUUAUUACAGAACACUGUGAUUAUUCAAUAUUGCUCCAUCACCAAAACAUAAUUCCAGCUUACUUCUUUUCUGUAGCAAAUAGUAAUUUAAGUAUAAACCAUAUUGUUCACUUGUUUAAUGCAUUUAACAGUACUAUUAGUGAACAAGAAGGAUUGAAUUUAAAAGAGAAAAGAAUUACACAACUAAAAGAAAUGUUAACUAAAAGCAUAUUACAACCUGUGUGUCAUGAGAUUGAGACUAAUUUGAGGCUUCAUGUUCAUGCACAUUUAAAGCUAGAUUCUACCAAUCCAUUUGAUAUUGGAGUAAAAGAUGGUGGAAGAAUAGUACGAUCGUUACCAUUACCUCUAGCUAACAUUAUGAUAUAUGCCAAACGAUUUAUUGAACAUUAUCUUGAUGAUAUGUUUUAUAGUCUUACUACAGUAGCAUUGCAUGAUUGGAAAACAUAUCGAAUGAUGCAUGCUUUGGCUCAUUAUAAAUUAAAUCUUGAUACUGUACAAAAUCAUUUGCCUACACAAACUUUAGAACAAGGUUUGGAUGCUUUAGAAAUUAUGAGAAACAUUCAUGUAUUUGUUUCCAAAUAUCUGUAUAAUUUAAAUACUCAGACCUUUAUUGAACAUACUAGUAAUAAUAAAUAUCUAAAUACCAUUGGAAUUCGACAUAUAGCGAAUUCUAUCAGAACACAUGGAACUGGCAUUAUGAGUACAACAGUUAACUUUGUGUACCAAUUUCUUCGUCUAAAAUUACACACAUUUUCACAAUUUCUUUUUGAUGAACACAUAAAAUCAAGAUUAAUGAGAGAUAUAAGGUUUAUUAAAGUUCAAAGAGAAAAUGGAACAACACCUUAUACAUAUGAACGAGCAGAAAAAUUUCAAAAAGGAAUCAGAAAAUUGGGUAUGACACCUGAUGGUUUGAGUUAUUUAGAUCAAUUUCGACAAUUAAUAACUCAGAUUGGAAAUGCAUUAGGAUAUGUACGAUUAAUUAGAUCUGGUGGAUUACACGCAAGUGCAAAUGCUAUUUCAUUUCUGCCAAACAUUAAUUCAUCUAUGCCAUUUGAAUUGAUGUGUAAAAAUUUAAAUUAUAGUGCAACAACUCAAGCAGCAGCAAAAUGUUUAGAAAACGAUAUUGCAAACUUAGUACGAAACUUUACAGAGGGUAUACAAUAUUUCAAACUUCUUGUUGAUGUAUUUGCAUCUGCUUUUCGAGAUACUAAAUCAUAUCAUUUACAACAAUUUUAUGCUAUUGUACCUCCAUUAACGUUAAGUUUUGUGGAUAAUUCAAUAUCAAAUAAAGAGAAAAUGUUUAAGAAAAAUCAAACAGGUGCAGCUUUUACUGAUGAUGGUUUUGCAAUGGGAAUUGCAUACAUAAAUGCUCUUUUAAAUCAGUCAUCAGAGCUGGAUAGUUUACAUUGGUUUAAAACAGUUGAACAACAUAUAAAUGCUGAAAAGCAGACUGUAGAAAGUAAAAAUGAUCAUGGAGAUGAAAAAUUGCAACAAACAAGAGCAUUAACAUUAAAACGCUUAAAAGAAAGAAGUGCUGAAUUCCAAUUACUCUAUUAUAGUUUAUCCGGAGCUAGAGUGUUCUUUAAACAGACUGAUACAUAA